Volvox carteri f. nagariensis is the source of this 2508-nucleotide messenger RNA. RefSeq lists its product as uncharacterized. NCBI's taxonomy places the organism in Eukaryota, Viridiplantae, Chlorophyta, Chlorophyceae, Chlamydomonadales, Volvocaceae. The record is from RefSeq and is a predicted model, not a curated record. The transcript has 10 exons. Gene Ontology annotation, cellular component: nucleus. Gene Ontology annotation, molecular function: adenine/guanine mispair binding; 4 iron, 4 sulfur cluster binding; 8-oxo-7,8-dihydroguanine DNA N-glycosylase activity. Gene Ontology annotation, biological process: mismatch repair; base-excision repair. The coding region runs from base 1 to 2508 and encodes 835 amino acids.
AUGGGUCACGGGCAGUAUAGUUUUUUCUCGCCGCUGCUGCCGACAUUGUUGUUGCUGCUGCUCCUGCCAAUCUUGCUGAGAUGCGGCGGUCGCAAUCUGCGACACUUACACCUCGUAAGCUGGUCAGGCUGCAAACCUCAGGUUAAAACAGCACUACAGGACAGCGGGAACGACAAGGAGCUGCCAAAGAGCCGCGUCGGGCCGAAAACAGGUGUAGCUCAUCCUUCCGGAAAACCAUGGUUCACUGAGCAAGAAGUGAAAGAGUACCGCCGGGAGCUGCUUGCUUGGUAUGAUCAUAAUCACCGCGUCCUGCCGUGGCGCCGUACGCCUCACUCCAAGAAGGCGAAUGCCGGUGCUGCUGAGGUGGUUGCCCCCGAAGGCGAACGCGGCAGCCAGGCCGCCGAGGCCGCCCCCGCCGAUCUCCCGCAGCAGCAAUUCGCCUACUGGGUGUGGGUGAGCGAGGUUAUGCUUCAGCAGACACAGGUCGCCACCGUCAUCCCCUACUUCAAUCGUUGGGUGACCAAGUGGCCCACGGUGGCGGACCUAGCUGCUGCGGACAUUGACGCCGUCAACGCGCUCUGGGCGGGACUGGGCUACUAUCGAAGAGCACGCUAUCUUCUUGAUGGCGCGCGCUAUGUAGUCGAGAAGCUAGAUGGCAAGUUCCCCACCACAGCGGCGGAGUUGUUAAAGAUUCCUGCCGUGGACGGCAACGUCAUCCGAGUGGUCAGCCGCCUACGUGCGCUGCCGGGCGACCCCACCAAGCUAGCGGCCACACACGCGGCCAUGGCUUCGGAGCUCCUGGACCCCCAACGACCGGGGUGCUACAACCAGGCACUUAUGGAGCUCGGCGCCACCGUCUGCAGACCGGUCAACCCCAGCUGCGCUGCCUGCCCCGUGCGGGGCGUGUGCCGGGCGGUGGCGGACUGGGACGCGUACUUGGCGGCCGGCGGAGACCCCGACAAGGAAGGCGCGCCGUGCGUGACCCAGUACCCGGGGCGCAAGGCGGUGAAGGAGAAGCGAGAGGAGGCGGUAGCGGUGACGGUGCUCGAGGUAAUCUGCACGGUACAGCCGCUAGCGGGUGUGGCCGCGGCUGGCGGCUGCGGCAAAGCUCCGCCAGCCGCAACAGCAGUAGCAACAGAAGCAGGAACAGCAGGGAAGGCACCUACACAGCCGCCGCGUAAGCGUCAACGGACGAUGCAGGACUUUGCGCUCGCCGCCGCAGCGCGGAAGCAACAGCAACAGCGGGAUGGAGAUGCGGUGGAGGGCACUAAGGACCGAUCAGGAGCGGUCCAGCAGACUCCCGUCAGUGCGGCGGCGGAUCAGGAGCGGCAGUCCGAGACGGGGCAUCAGGUGGCGGCAGCCAGAGGAGGGGGAGGGGGAGAAGGAGCCGCGGCAGGUCCAUGUGAUUUGGAGGCGCUGGUCGCUCGGGGUUCCCGGCACUACCUGCUGACGAUGCGGCCACAGGGUGGGCUACUGGCGGGGCUGUGGGAGUUCCCUGGUGUCAUUGUCCAAGCGAAUGCGGCUGGUCGAGGUGGCAAUGGUGAAGAUGGCGGCGGUGGUGAUGGCGAUGACGAGGCCGACGACGACGAUGGUGAUGAUGAGGAUGAUGAGGAUGAGGACGCAAGGGGGAGGAAACAGAAAGGCCACGCGGCGGCCGGCAGGAGGAGGACCCCUGCUGGCGCCACCUCUGCGGAGCGGCAGAGAGCUUCCGAUGUGCUGCUUCGCCGGCUCCUAGGCGCGAACGUGAGCUUGGUCGGGCCUGCCGCGGGUCCUGGCGCGGACGCGGACGCAGCGGCACCAUCAGACCGGAACGGAGCAGGCGACGGCGAUGGCGCGCCUCCGCCGUUGCACACACUCCGGGUGCUUGCGCGCCACGAUAUGGCCCAGUACGUGCACGUGUUCAGCCACAUUAGGCAGACGAAUUACAUCAAGCGCGUGACGGCGGUAUUUCACGGCGACCAGGCGACGCUGCAGCGGCUUACUGGGCCGGCGGUGCGGGCGGGUGCUGACAGCGAGCCGGGGCGUCCUGACGGCGACCUCGAUUCCGAGGACAUGGAGGUUGUGGAGGUGAAAUGUCCUGUCGAUCCGUCGAGGGGCGGCGAGUCCAGAAGGGAUCCGAAAGCCGCAGAAUCAGAAGGGGAUGUUGAAAAAACACCUGGAGGCAGCGGCAGUACGACUAAAGCAGGGCAGGGCAAUGGAAAGGGCACGAGCCGGAACCAGAGCCGCGGCAACAAGGCAGCGACGGGGAUGGCACCGCGGGACAAGCAGAAAGCGGCAGCGGGGCUCGAACCGGGGCCCGGCGGGGGUGCUUCGAUUAUGUGGGCGUCGAGGCAGCAAAUCGAGGGCCCAGGUCUGGCGUUGAGUUCGGGUGUGAAGAAGAUCUUCCAACAGGCAAUUGGGGGCUUGGACGGGGCUGGGGGAGGUGGUGGCCGUGCGGUUAAGCCUGGCGCGGGGAAGGGUAGACGCGGAGGCGUCAAGGCAGGCACCGGAGGUGCUAAGGCCACGUGA